Messenger RNA from Ctenocephalides felis (cat flea), 345 nucleotides. RefSeq names its product serine protease inhibitor I/II-like. Bases 1 to 345 code for a protein of 114 amino acids. The transcript has 5 exons. NCBI's taxonomy places the organism in Eukaryota, Metazoa, Arthropoda, Insecta, Siphonaptera, Pulicidae. The record is from RefSeq and is a predicted model, not a curated record. Gene Ontology annotation, molecular function: peptidase inhibitor activity.
AUGUAUGAAGAGGAUUGCAAUAUUUGCGUUUGCAACGAUGCUGGAACUGAAUAUGCAUGCUCUCGAUUAGAUUGUGAUAAUUUAGAGUGUAAACCAUGCAGUACUUACAUGGAUGAUUGUAACACAUGUCAUUGUAAUCGAUUGGGAACUGCAGGAGCUUGUACAUUAAUGAAUUGCAAUUUUUGCGUUUGCGACAAUGCUGGUACUGAAUAUGCUUGCACUAGAUUAGAUUGUGUUAACUUGGAAUGUGUUCCAUGCUCUGAAUUCAAAAAUAAAUGUAACGAAUGCAAAUGCAAUCGAUAUGGAACUCUAUAUGCUUGCACAGAAAUGUACUGUCCUGAUUGA